AUGGUCAAGGAGACAGAGUUUUACGACUUGCUCGGCGUGUCCCCCUCGGCGGACCCACAGACCAUCAAGAAGGCGUACUACAAGCUUGCGCAAAAGUACCACCCGGACAAGCCUACGGGCGAUGAGGAGCUCUUCAAGAAAAUCGGACGGGCCUACGAGGUGCUUUCCGACCCAACCAAGCGUGAAAACUACGACAACUAUGGCGAGAAGGGCAUAGAAGGCCAGCCAAUGUCCGGCAGCCCGUUCGACAUCUUCAGCAUGUUCACGGGUGGAGGCCGUUCUUCCAACCGUGGCCCCAAGCAAUGCCAGCCGAUUGGACAGGAAGUCUCCUGUACCCUCGAAGAGCUCUACACCGGAAAGCGCACGUCUGUCUCCGUAAAGCGCCAGCGUCAGUGCUCGCAGUGUAACGGCGUAGGUGGCAAGACGGCAGACGCCAUCAAGAAAUGCCCCGAUUGCAAGGGUAACGGAGUCGUUGUUAUCACGCAGCAGAUGGGGCCCAUGAUUACGCAGCGCCAAACGACCUGUAAGUCAUGCAGCGGGACAGGAGAACGCAUCACCGAUCCGUCACUCAUCUGCCCGAAGUGCAAGGGCAAGCGCGUAAUGGUAGAUAUGGCAAAGAUUGACGUCCACAUCGAGCCGGGAGCGUUUGAUGGCUUCCAGAUCCCUCAUUACGGCGAAGGCGACUGGGCUCCUGACUGCACCGCAGGCGAUCUAGUCAUCAUUGUCAAACAGGUCCCACAUAAGAUUUACACGCGAAAGGAGGCAGAUCUGUUCAUGACAAAAGACAUAUCUCUGGAAGAGUCUCUUUGCGGUUUCUCCUAUACCUUUACUCAUCUAAACAAGGAAAAGGUGACAAUCUACGUGCCACCCAAUGAACCAGUGCGACAAGGCAAAGUUCUGGCCUGUGAAGGCCUUGGCAUGCCGGUGCAAGGUCUCAGUCACGAAACCGGUACUCUCUUCAUCACGUUCAAUGUUGUGGAGCCUAAGUUAUUAACUGAAGAGCAGCGCAUGAAGAUCAUGGACAUCCUGGCGACGCCUGCGACGAGACAGUCCAUUGAGCUCGCUAAGACCCUGAAACAUGACGGUGUGACGACCUUCCAUCUCAAGUACAAGGAUCCGAACAUCAGAACUAAGGCGCAAGCAACUAGCUCCCGAAACGCAUAUGACACAGGCCGUGGCGAUGACGAUGAGGUGCAGGGCAGCGGUGGUGCGCAGUGCCAGGCGAUGUGA
This is a messenger RNA of Giardia duodenalis, 1230 nucleotides long. RefSeq names its product Chaperone protein DnaJ subfamily A. Gene Ontology annotation, biological process: protein refolding. The transcript has a single exon. The record is from RefSeq and is a predicted model, not a curated record. NCBI's taxonomy places the organism in Eukaryota, Fornicata, Diplomonadida, Hexamitidae. The coding region runs from base 1 to 1230 and encodes 409 amino acids. Gene Ontology annotation, molecular function: Hsp70 protein binding. Gene Ontology annotation, cellular component: cytoplasm; cytosol.